Messenger RNA from Argiope bruennichi, 2250 nucleotides. RefSeq lists its product as uncharacterized. Lineage: Eukaryota; Metazoa; Arthropoda; Arachnida; Araneae; Araneidae. Bases 559 to 2169 code for a protein of 536 amino acids. The transcript has 3 exons. The record is from RefSeq and is a predicted model, not a curated record.
AGAGUGUGUGUCGUUUGGACAUUUUCAACAAACAAUGAUAGUAACGUAGCUCAUAGGACUGACAUAUCAGUAUCUCAGCUCUAUGGUGCAACCUGUUUAGGAAAUGGAUCCCGAAUAUUUCAUUGAUUAUGAAAAAUAUUGCGAGGAGAGAACCAAAAUCAAUACAACUAUCGUUCUAAGUUCAUGUCAGAACCACAAACACGAUCAAUGGAUCGGAUCGGAAAAAUAUUCUGCGAAUUGACUCGCUAACAAAAACUUCGAUUUUUGACAAGUAGUUUUUCUGAAUUCUCAAUGGCCAAAAGUAAAAUGUUUAUUUCUUGUCCGAAACUCAAUGUUAGGUGCAAAAAGGUUUAUUUAUAAAAUGAGUUCAGCUUUCAAAGAUUCAUAAAAUAAAAAAUUUCCAUUAUUCAAGGGUUUUAACGGAGAUAUAUUGCCAACAUUGCUCACAUUAUGUAUAAAGGAACGUGGCGAUCUUGGCGUAAUCGGAAAAUCACCAAGUAAACCUGAGGACUUUAAAACUAAACAAGUACCACUUAAUUUAAUAAGAUAUUGACGAGGAUGAUUUCGACCAAUAUUCCAUCAUUAUUCAAUAUGUGUGCCACAUCUAUUGUAUACAGAUUGUGGACCCAUCAGGAUAUUUAUGAAAAUUGGCAUGAAGAAGAUCAUUGGCAGCAGCUAGAAAAGAAAGUAGAACAAGAUGUAAAAGAAUUUAUUGAACCUCUACCAGAAUUAAUACAAUCUCUCGUGUUGCCACUUGUAAAGCCUGCUGGCAGGCAUUACUUUAGUUUCCUCAGCAUUUGGUUUAAAAAGAUCGGAGCAAAUGAAAAAUGGUUGAAAAAAGGCAUGCUCUCUUCUUGUCUUACAUUAUACCCUGUCGGAAUAAUAAAUCAGCGCAAAACUGCCAGGAAGUUCCUCGGAAGUCAAUCGCUUCAUAAGGUUAUUGCAUUUAGACUAGCCUGUAUAAACUUCCUGGAAGUAGAAGUUUUAAGACUAUGGCCCUCUGUUUUGCAAUAUUUCUUGAAUAGGAUCGUGUUUCAGUACUUCAAAAUGGAAUCUUCUGAUAAUGUGCUUUAUUUUCCAUCAGACUCUUAUUCUGGAUUCAUAUCUGAACCCAGCGAAGUAUUUUUUUGGAUUGGUUACUGUUUAUCGAUAGAAAAGAGAGUGCAACUGCAUGAAGUGCCACAUUUUUCACAAUAUCCUAACAAUAUCUGGUACAAAAAUGCUUUAUGUCGGGCUAGUGCUUCUGGCUGUAUUCCAUUCUUCGAAUACGAAUCGAAUUGUUCUAGUUCGGGUGUGUUUUUCAGUCAUGAAGAUGAAAUUAAAAAUCUUUUUAUCGACUCGAAAAAUUAUUUAGUAUCUCUUUUCUACCACUUUUCUUCAAUGGGCGCCGAAAGAAAGACGAAUCUAUUUCGAGAAUUUCCUAGAAAUGUUUUAUCCUAUUUUCUUCAGUGGCCUUUGUCGUUGCUUCUCUUGGAGAAUACUGACAAAAUAUGUUAUUUAUUAGAUCAGCUAGAUCUGCUGGAUUUUUUAUUUGCAAAAAUUUUGGAAAUUUUCUAUUUUGAGGAAUAUAAACACCUCUAUCUUCAUCCGAAGGCUGAAAUUUCUGAUGUUUAUGUGACCACUCAUCUCCAACAGAUCUGGAUUUCUUUCUGGAGGAUCUGCCCUCGUGAAGUAAAAUUACGCAUUAUAAAUUCGUUUGCUUUCAGGGAUGUUGCUUUGAAUUGGUUUCUUGAACGUUCAUCUUAUCAAAUGAAUUACGAUUUAUCAACUUUUAAAAAGGAUUUAAUACAUCUAUUUUCCUCAAAUGGAGAAGCUUUUUUAAAUUUCUUAACAGAAAAACAAUUAACAAAAGCCCUAGAAGAUGUAGUUACAAAAUUUAUGACAGAAAAAAAGUUGGAUUUUCGAUUGUUGCAAAUACCCGAAUUUGAUUAUGAACCAGAAUUCGAAUGGUUUGAGUUUAUUAAUGAAUAUUCUCGUAGAUGCAUACACUUCAUCAUGGAGCGCUACUUACCUUCAUCCACACAACCAAAUUGCCAAAUAUACGUCCGUUCGAAGAUGAGAUUGUUUGAUUUUUCAGCGCUACGCGAGAGUAAUAGCGCUACGCGAGAAUUUAUUGAUUACAUUCAGGAAUUUUUGAUAUCAAAUAAUUUGAAUGAUUUCAACUUUUAAAUUUUAUAUGCAUUAUACUUAUAUAUGCAAUUUAUAAAUAAAGGACUAUUUUUGUUCUUUCUUCCACCUCUCUGUUUUAAC